Cataglyphis hispanica is the source of this 3893-nucleotide messenger RNA. RefSeq lists its product as uncharacterized. Gene Ontology annotation, cellular component: plasma membrane. The record is from RefSeq and is a predicted model, not a curated record. Lineage: Eukaryota; Metazoa; Arthropoda; Insecta; Hymenoptera; Formicidae. Bases 30 to 3119 code for a protein of 1029 amino acids. The transcript has 6 exons. Gene Ontology annotation, biological process: phosphatidylserine exposure on apoptotic cell surface; engulfment of apoptotic cell; apoptotic process involved in development.
UGGGUGACGAAUGACGAGGAUGUGGGAAGAUGGCGGCGGCGGAGUCGAACAAGGCGAGAUGCGUCAAUGUUCCGCGCGGCGAGGACGCGACGACGACGACGAUGACGACGAUGACGACGACGACGACGAUGGAGAAGACGGACGCGGCCGCGCCGCGACGGCAGCUCGAGCGUUACCGAUUCCGCAUCGUCGACCUGCUGUACUACGCGCUUUCGGUCAGUUUCUUUUUCGCGGACGUAGCAACAGACAGCAUUGUAUGUGUGGAAUACCUUUUGCAAGGCCGCUCAGCGUGGGGAUGCUUUGCAAUGGGUUUCACCAUCUUACCCGCUUGUGUUACUCAACUAUUUAGUUUGAGAUGGCAUCGUAGCGAUGGUUCUCUACGGACUGUUCACUGGUUAUUGCACUUCUUGCUACUCGGCUUUUUGCACAGGUACUUGACGUUGCUUUACACUGCAGUGCACUCUUUGAGAAAUAAAUCGAGCUUUAGUAGAGACAAGGAUUGGGUGUAUCGACAAGAAAGUGAUAUAUGUAUGUUGCAUUUGUUUGAAUCAUUUAUGGGAGCUACGCCACAGUUGAUACUACAAUUAUACAUUAUUGCGACAUUAUAUCAUGCUCCAUUUUGGACGAGCGCGUCAGCCAUAGCUUCCUUCUGUUCCUUGAUAUGGGCCGUGAGUACAUACAUUAGGGCUAUGCAUAAUAUCAAUUGUGAGCGCAGCAACGUGACCUGGAUAGCUCUCGUUCUUCAGGCUCUGUGGCGCGGCGGUAUGUUGCUGUCCAGAAUCGGAGUUCUCGUGUUAGCCGCUGUUUUCCUGAGAGCAUGGUUUUUCUUAUUUCUGGGUCUGCAUUGGUUAUUUAUGACAAUCUGGGUGAUCCUGCAGAAGACGGAAUUCUGUCCAACCGUAUGGGAGGAGCGCAUCUAUAACUGCAUCAUCGGUCUGAUCUACUGCUUUGAUUUUUUUAACUUGCGCGAGGGCAGAUCGCGUUAUCGCGUACUCGUCUUUUAUACGGUGAUCGUGGCACAGAACUUGAUUCUCCUGACUAUGUUUGCAUUGCAUUUUAAGGACACGAUCGCGAGCGAUACAAUGAUUGCAAUAGCGUCCGCGAUAAUCGGCGGUAUGCUCGUCGGUUUGAUGAGCAUGUUGUUGUAUUACGGCAAGUUUCAUUCAUCGAUAACAACAACGAACGGCGUUUCUCGGAAUAUCAAUGAGCUCUCGCACACUACGAAUACUGCCAAAACUGAAACUCCCAGCAAAUCCUUCAAGUUGUUCCAGCGCGGUUCUCUGGUAUCGUUGCACCACUCCAUUGACAUAUCGCAGAGGACCGAGGAGGGAGAGAUGGCCACCGACAAGCAAUCCCUGCUGACAAAUAUUGCGCACAUUUCCGAUUGUGCGGAAGAGGGCAUCGUAAAUCGCAACUACAGCUCGGAGAACGAAUCCAAUGCGAGUGUCGUGCGCGUUUCCACCGAGUGCGAGAGGCCGCAUAGUCGCGCCGGCGGCAAGCAUAAAGAGGAGAUUGCGUCAAACGACAAUUCGGACAAUAUGCGCACUGUCAGCCCGGCACCGUUGUAUCCGGGUUUGCUCGAUAUCGACUCAUCCCGUAAACGUCAUGGCAUUUACGAACACGAUAUCACGCCACAAUUGGAUUGGCGCGCACCGGAUAUAUUGAGCAUUGACUUGCUCGAUCAGCUUGGCAAACUCGACAACUGUGAGGUGAACGAUUCUUUCUCGUUCAAUUCCUGUUCCAACAAGAUGAUCGGCGCGUUGGACGUUAUUAAGAACAGAGGAAAAUUGACGACCCCGACGCCAUUAGAGAGCGGCAGGAUAUUCGAUAUAGAAAAGCAACAGCGGGACGAGACGAUGAGCUGUGUGACGUCGAUCCAUGACUACGAAAAUGUAUGUCCAUUGGGAAUUGCUCGACCGCCGUGGUGCAUCCGCAGCUGGAAAGGUUACACGGACAUCGAGACGUAUAUCCACGACGACAGCGUAGUACGUGAUCGGCGGCGGGACACUUUGACGAGUACGACCGGCACGACAUACAGCUCAGAAUAUUCUGACGGUAUGCUUUCGCGAGGGACAAAGCAGGACGAUUAUGCGGACGCCCUGACUUAUGAUCUGGUAGAAUCUAAGGAAGCCUCUAAAUCGUCUUACGGCAACAACGCAUUCUCCGUAUCCACUGUGGACGAUCGAAACGCCAGUCUGUAUGUCGCCAAGCCGGUAGUGAUCGAUGAUCGGGGCGGAAUGCUUGCGCUGGAUACGAUACUGGAAGAGCGCGACGAUUCGUCGGACGAAAAGUUUCCACACGGGAUAGAAUCAACGCGUGAUUCUGCGAGUACCCUCGUAAGUACGAUAGAUCAAAUCAGGCGGUAUACGGGGGAGAAUUCGCCGCGACACGUCUAUCACAUUACUGAGACUCAGUGGGAGGAUCUGAAUCCCAAAAACUUGAUGGCGCGAGCGCGUUUCGCCCAAGUGCUAUUCGACAAUGAUCUCAAAAACACGUCAACGACGGUCAGUCCGGUUGAUCUAACCGCGCGAGACGUUGAGAAACGCGAAAUAGAUGCGAUCAGGGAGUUUGUCCGAUGCUGCGCGAUAGAAUCCAUCAAGAAGACGCCUUUGAUAGACGCUAUUCUGUCGGAUUCGCCGGUUCUCGGCAGCAGAGCGAGCAAGCUAGUGCGACAGGUCACAUUCGCGGAUCGUAAGGACGAUUUCAAUACGAACGAAAGCGAUUUGUAUGUCGAGAUGAGUCCUCUGGUGUCUGUCGAAAACGGUGAGAAUCCGUGCCAGACUCGGCUCGGCGAGGAAAAAACUACAGAGACGGAAAUCUCCACCAAGAGAAAUAAUCUUCCUACGAGAUUGGAGAAAUCGCCGGAUAAGGAGAAUCUGGCACCGAUCACAUCGAACAACAAUAUCAGGCGAAUCAACAAUAUGAUGUACGAUAAUAGUGAUAGUCAUGACAGACGUGCUUGGACCAUAGAAAGAGACGAUAAGAAUGAUAAAUCAUUGUGUAGUGUGCGUUUUAAUCUCAAGGAGAAAAGACAUUUAUUUUUAGAACAGGUCCUUUCGCCGGUUCCGAAACUAUGGAACAAACGAAUUUCCUUUCAUCCGAGCACCAAAAAUUUGUAGUAAAUGGUUCUUUGAUUCAAGCGAAACUUAAUCAACUUUAAUAAUCAAAAAUUGACUGCACUCACAUAAAUAUCGUUUUAUGAAAUAUUUUUAUCAUUUAUUGUAAUGAAUGAUUUUUAAUUUGCAUAUUACAAAAAGUGAUUAGUUGCUCAUUUUUGUCGAGUACGAAAAAUUUAAUAAUUAAACGAAUAAUUUUUCGGUCUUUUAUAUUGUGCAUUUAGUAGCUUCGAAUGGCAGCUCGAUUUUGUCUUGCUCAAGUAUUUUUCAUUUAUCUUUUAAGAUUUUUCUAGAAGUUUUAGGAAGUUUUCUAGAAGUUUUACUUUUGUAAAAUAAGCUCAUGAGACAUGCGAUAGAAUUAAUCUUAAAUCCAUCUCAGAGAAUAUUGGAUAUUUAAAAAAAAAAUGUUAUGCAUUUUUUUCCAUGCAUAUCCAAAAAUAAAUCAGGAAGAUAAUUGAAUGCAGUGGAAAAGGUUAAGAACAAUACACCAUAGUACAAAUGUACCGCAGUAUAUUAUGUCACUUGUUAAUUAGCCACACAUGUAACUUUUAUUCACGACUUUUAAGCUGCACCGCGUUUUAUCUUCAUGGAUGAGAGUGAACGCGAUGUUAGUGUGUGAUACACGCCGUCCUGUUUUGUUAUGAGACAUAGCUAUAAAAAUAUAAGUAUUGCGCUUUUGCGAUUUUACUUAAGUGUAUAUAAAAUGACUUAUCGUAUACCGAGAUUAUUUUUGUACGCAAUUUUUACUAUGUAUGUAUAAUAAAGACUUUGCGUAAA